UACGCCUUGCUUGUGGAUCCUUCUGCCUGCUAAAGCAGGGGACGCCUGCAGCAAGAUGACAUCUGGACCUGGCCUGGCAAGCACAGGAGGGAAGCUCUUCAUGCUUGUCGCCCCCUUUGUUGCGCGGUUUUCCUUCAGGAAGGUGAAGGUGGAAGAAGAUGAGAGGAGCCCGUUGUUACCAGAGACCCGCAAACCGGACAAGCUGCUUUCUUCAUCCAAUGUCCGUGGCCCCCUGUUCUUUCCCACUGGAGACCCAGACGCUGGAUUGCCUGAGAAGCACCCAGGAAAAUGGGAUCUUCUACUGCCCCCCGGCCACAACCUGGAUUCCUGCAGCUAUUGCAUUAAGUACCUGACCUUCCUCUGGAACCUCUUGUUCUCUGUGCUGGGUUUGCUGAUCUUGGCCUUUGGGAUCUGGGGGCUCCUGGACAAGGAGUCCCUGGUAAGUGAGCGUAUAGCCCACCUAGGCUCUGACCCCAUGCUCUUCUUUGUCCUGGUUGGUUUGGCUGUCAGCACCAUCUCUCUGGCAGGCUGCAUGGGAGCGCUUUAUGAAAACACCUGCCUGCUGAAGUUCUUUACUGGGGGAGUCAUCACUUUUGUCAUCUUGGAGAUUCUAGGUGGGCUCGUACUGUAUUCUCUGAGACAACAGAUCAAGGGUUCCCUGCAGAACACCAUGCUGGUGGCUGUCCUAAGGUACCAGGAUGACCCAGAUCUGAGAUUCAUCAUGGACGAAAUUCAGAUGGGCUUGCAAUGCUGUGGCGUGGAGUCCUACCAGGACUGGAAAAUGAACGUGUAUUUUAACUGCAGCUCCCCAGGUGUGCAAGCCUGCGGCGUUCCCGCUUCCUGCUGUCUGAAUCCCCUGGAGAAUGGCACCAUCACAAACUCCCAGUGUGGCUUCGGAGCCCUCGGCAUGGAGGAGGUUGCAGCUCAAAGUAUCAUCUCCCUCGGCGGCUGCGUGCCCCAGCUGAGUCGGUGGCUUCACGGCCAUGGGGGGGUGCUGAGCGCCUACUUUGUGUUUCUGAUCCUGGUUGAAGUUGGAGGCUUAUUAUUGGCAACCAAGUUACUGGCAGACCUGGCAUUUGUCGGAGCGCUAGGGCAGCAGCCCAGGGCUUGGUGACUCACCGCAUGUGGCUGGAGGUCAGGGUUGGAUCCUGGGGCGGAGCCUCGGGCCCAGAACCGCUCUCCAGCAUGGCAAGAUGGACGGUCUGGGCCCACUGCUGAGCUCAGGUUCUCCGAGGCCUCGCUGCGUGGGAAAGGUUGUUUAGUAUAAGCUCCUGUGUGAACCGAAGCCUGGCUGGUUGUCUCGGUGUAACCCCCUUGGUGGACACACGGAUUGCAGUGUGAAACGGCACCAUCAUUCCAGCUUGUGUCGCGUGAAAAGGGGGUGGACCUAAGCCAAGAAAAGCCCCUCGUGCACUGGCAGAAGGGCCGCUGUGGGGAGAGGGGUUUAGUUCUGGGACUAGUCUGGCAGAGGCAGGGAACUCCACUGGCCCCACUGAGCCUGCUUCAGCGGCUCCCUGGGCUGCAGGAGGUGGGAGCGGAGCCCUCCGUGCCUGGCUGGAGCAGCAGGGUGUGCGCAGGAGAAACAGCCCAGCGGCACCACCCCUGCCUCCGACCGCUGCUAGGAGACCCUCUCUCAGCGGCUCUGACCUCAGUCACGGAGGGGGAACUCCAGGCGAGUGCAAGGCUUCCUAUGCCACCCCGUCUCCAGCCCUGGGUGCAAAUGCUGCUGCUGCCUCCCAUCUCCUGCUUGCUGGGGGGAGGCCUUACGCCUGCCCAGCUGGGGCUGGAAA
Molecule: messenger RNA, 1790 nt
Organism: Caretta caretta (loggerhead turtle)
Lineage: Eukaryota; Metazoa; Chordata; Testudines; Cheloniidae
Gene: TSPAN10
Product: tetraspanin 10
Cellular component (GO): plasma membrane
Source: RefSeq, a predicted model, not a curated record